AUGACACCGACUUCGGAAGUCGUCGAUUGCCGCCGCUUCCUAGCGGCGUGGGGUCGACUGCAAGCCAGUAAGAAGGAACCCUUGGACAGCGAUAUCGUAACACAGUAUCAACAACUAGCGCUUCACUUCCAGCAGCUCAUUCAAAACAGCGACGUGUUAAAGACUCUGGAGCCAGAGCUGUCGCCUGUAUUGACAAACAUAGCUGAGCUUAAGAAGGAGCAGGAUGCGUCAACGCCACGACGAUUUCCACGAGCCUCAGAGAUCUCCAAGCUGUGCGAAAAGCGCGCCCAUGCAGCCAAGACUGCUACGAUCUACCGUAAGCCUACAGCUCUUGCGAAUACCCAAGAAGAGGAUUCGGUACCUAGCUCAGAGGUGAAGAAGGAGGAGGUCGUAGUGACUCCCGAACUGCGCACAGAUCUGAGUGCGGACGACUUUAAGUCGAUGCUGGAGGUGGCAGCUCCCCAGGAGGAAAAGCUGUCGACCAAGGCCAUCAGGAAGCGCCUGGGCCUAGUAGAUCGCUCGGGAGCACAAGCGACUGCAUCUGAGACGGUGGCGCGUGAAGAGCAGGAGUCAAUUCAGUCCGAGAUGAUGUCGCUGGCGAAGCAGCUUAAGGACAGAACGCAGACCAUCAACCAGUCACUUGCGGAGGAUGUCAAGAUCUUGGACGAUGUAGGACAAAGCGCUGAGUCGAACACGGCGCUAUUGGAUCGCGAGAAUGCCAAGCUGAAGGAGCAAUUAGCUUCCAGUAUCGGGCUGUGGACGUCUCUAUGGCUUGUGGCGAUGCUUGUCAUCGUCUUCGUCGUCACUUAUUUCUAUAUGAAGCUGUUCUCGCGUCGAUGGUAA
Messenger RNA from Phytophthora infestans T30-4, 843 nucleotides. RefSeq lists its product as uncharacterized. Gene Ontology annotation, biological process: retrograde vesicle-mediated transport, Golgi to endoplasmic reticulum. Gene Ontology annotation, molecular function: SNAP receptor activity. The record is from RefSeq and is a predicted model, not a curated record. Lineage: Eukaryota; Oomycota; Peronosporomycetes; Peronosporales; Peronosporaceae. Gene Ontology annotation, cellular component: SNARE complex; endoplasmic reticulum. The coding region runs from base 1 to 843 and encodes 280 amino acids. The transcript has 2 exons.